Molecule: messenger RNA, 2976 nt
Organism: Schistosoma turkestanicum
Lineage: Eukaryota; Metazoa; Platyhelminthes; Trematoda; Strigeidida; Schistosomatidae
Source: the annotation of a GenBank genome assembly
UCGGAAACCAACCUUGAAGGUCGACGCUUUGUGGCUCCAGUCUCAGUCACUUUCGUUUGUUGGAUAUUUUACAGCCAUUCGUUAAUAAAGAAAAUACAAUCUGGUGGUUCGUUUCGACAUGACGUUCGUCAAUCUGCUGUUGAGGAAUACAGGCAGGAUUAAUUUCGUUCGAUUUUCUCCAAUAAGCCGUUCAGUAGCGCUUAGUAAAUUUGAAGACAAAACUUUGGAUUAUGAUAAAUUGGAGCACAAUCUAAAUGUAGUGAAGGAAAGACUCGGACAUCCGUUGACAUUAGCCGAGAAGGUGCUGUAUUCUCAUCUUGACAAUCCGAAAACUGCAAAUAUUGAAAGAGGUAAAAGCUACCUCAUGCUUAGACCGGAUCGUGUCGCAAUGCAAGAUGCUACAGCACAAAUGGCUUUAUUACAAUUUAUUAGUAGUGGUCUUCCACGUGUCGCUGUACCUUCAACAGUUCACUGUGAUCAUCUGAUUGAGGCUAAAGAUGGUGCAGGAGCAGAUCUUAAUCGUGCAACUGAUACCAACAAGGAAGUUUACGAAUUUCUCGCAUCUGCAUCGGCUAAAUAUGGGAUUGGAUUUUGGAAGCCUGGGUCAGGAAUAAUUCACCAGAUUGUAUUAGAGAACUAUGCAUUUCCUGGUGCAUUAAUAAUUGGCACUGAUAGUCAUACACCUAAUGGUGGCGGACUUGGUGGUUUAUGUAUUGGUGUAGGUGGUGCAGAUGCUGUAGAUGUAAUGGCUAAUUUACCAUGGGAAUUGAAAGCCCCAUUAGUAAUUGGUGUGAAUCUAACUGGUAAAUUAUCUGGUUGGACAAGUCCAAAAGAUAUCAUCUUAAAGGUAGCUGAAAUUCUAACAGUAAAAGGCGGAACCGGGGCUAUCGUUGAGUAUUAUGGUCCUGGUGUUGAAUCGAUUUCAUGUACCGGUAUGGCUACAAUCUGUAAUAUGGGCGCUGAAAUCGGUGCUACAACAUCAAUUUUCCCAUUUAACGAUCGUAUGUUGGAUUAUUUACGUGCUACAAAUAGAGCAGAUAUAGGAGAUUUAGCUUCAAAGCAUAAGGCUUCUUUACUUACAUCAGAUUCAAAUUGUAAAUAUGAUAAAAUAAUUGAAAUAAAUUUGGAUACUUUAGAACCACAUGUAAAUGGUCCUUUUACACCAGAUCUGGCACAUCCAAUUUCACAACUAUCCAGUCAUGCAACCAAAGCAGGUUGGCCACUACAUAUAAGUGCCGGACUUAUCGGUUCAUGUACUAACUCAUCUUAUGAGGAUAUGUCACGUGCUGCCAGCUUAGCUCGUCAAGCUUUAGAUAAAGGUGUUAAAAUUAAAUCACAAUUCUUUAUAACACCUGGCAGUGAACAGAUUAGAGCAACUAUUGAACGUGAUGGUAUCACAAAAACACUUCAAUCUGCCGGUGGUAUAGUAUUAGCGAAUGCUUGUGGUCCAUGUAUUGGUCAAUGGUCCAGAAAGGAUACAAAGAAAGGCGAUAAAAACACAAUUGUCUCGUCGUACAAUCGUAAUUUCACUGGUCGUAACGAUGCUAAUCCAGCUACACAUGCAUUUGUCACGUCACCAGAGAUAGUGACAGCUUUAGUGUUUGGUGGUAGUUUAUCAUUUAAUCCGUUAACCGAUGAACUAGAUGCAAAUGAUGGAUCAAAAUUUAAAUUUAAACCACCAACAGGCGAUACGCUACCAAAGAAAGGGUUUGAUCCUGGUCAAAAUACAUACCAACCACCUUUGACAGAUACUUCCAAAAUUACAGUAAAAAUUAAUCCAUCAAGUCAACGUUUACAAUUACUUAGUCCAUUCAAGAAAUGGAAUGGUAAAGAUUUAACUGAAAUGCCAAUAUUAAUUAAAAUUAAAGGAAAAUGUACUACAGAUCAUAUUUCAGCUGCUGGACAAUGGUUAAAAUAUCGUGGUCAUUUGGAUAAUAUUUCAAAUAAUUUAUUCAUUGGAGCUAUUAAUGAGGAGAAUAAUGAAAUGAAUAAAGUGUUACAUCGUCCCUCUGGUCAAUGGGAUGCUGUUCCAGCGGUAGCUAGAAAAUAUAAAGCAGAUGGUAUCAAUUGGUGCGUUAUUGGUGAUGAGAAUUAUGGUGAAGGAAGUAGUCGAGAACACGCGGCCUUGGAGCCUAGACAUUUAGGCGGUCUUGCAAUCAUUGUAAAAAGUUUUGCACGUAUACAUGAGACUAAUUUAAAAAAACAAGGAUUACUUCCAUUGACAUUUUCAAAUCCAUCAGAUUAUGAUAAAAUUAAACCAUCUGAUAAAAUUUCCUUGAUAGACUUGAAAAAUCUUCAACCUGGCAAACCUGUUCGUUGUGUGAUUCACCAUGAAAAUGGUCAAACGGAAGAAAUUCAUUUAUCACAUACAUUUAAUGAGAAUCAAAUUGAAUGGUUCAAAGCUGGCAGUGCUUUGAAUCGAAUGCGUGAGUUAAGCAGUCAACAUUAAGCUCUACCAAUCACAUGAACGUCUUAUGCCACUCAACUUCUUUUUUAGUAGCUAACCAAACAAAACAAUUUAUCUAACUUCUGUGUUUGUCUUUUACUAGUCGAUUUCAUUUUUUUCAUCUGAUACAUUUUUAUUUCUACACUAUUGUGUAGUCAACUGUAUAAUUUAGUAAACUAAAGAUACCUUAUUUGUUGCCUUUCCAUCUCCUCUCUAUCUUUCUCUUCAUAUAGUUUUCUAGUGGUAGCAUUUGUUCAUUUUUAGAGUUUGAUAAUCAAUCAGUUGGCAUUUCAGAGUUUAGAGUAGUCUUAAUACUAUAAUCACGUAUAUUCACUCUGUUAGUGCCUAUUUUCUCGAAUAGGUUCAAGAAUCAUACACUCACAUACCGACCUAUGAAAGUUGGACUACUUUUGCCACGUAUUGUAUUUUUUUCUGUCUUCUGUUUUUUAUAAUCAGCCAAUAUUUGUGUUCAUCGUUAAAAAUAAAUAAUUUGGAUUUUGUGAAUAAAGUACUACACGUGAUUAACUAAA